Messenger RNA from Epinephelus fuscoguttatus (brown-marbled grouper), 3762 nucleotides. RefSeq names its product cytochrome P450 3A30-like. Lineage: Eukaryota; Metazoa; Chordata; Actinopteri; Perciformes; Serranidae. The record is from RefSeq and is a predicted model, not a curated record. Bases 1239 to 2789 code for a protein of 516 amino acids. Gene Ontology annotation, biological process: oxidative demethylation; steroid metabolic process. The transcript is spliced from 13 exons. Gene Ontology annotation, molecular function: iron ion binding; oxidoreductase activity, acting on paired donors, with incorporation or reduction of molecular oxygen; testosterone 6-beta-hydroxylase activity.
CCUUUAUAAAUCCUUUUUCAAAAUGUAAAUGAUCAUUGUACUUGUUUGGAGAAUGAGGUAGCAGCGUGCUUGAGGACUGUCUUUGUCAUAUGAUACUCAUGGUUGAAGAAAAGGGUCAGCACAUGUGAGAAGAAAAGAUGAACUUAAGACACUUGUGUGGAGCAGGAACAGAUGCAUUUGAAUUAAGUUAAAAAGCCUUUAUUUCAAAACAUGGCUGCUUACAUUAAAACACUGACCAGUUUCAACCCUAAAGUCUUCCUCAGGGUGUAAAAGGGUGGACAGGAGUCAAGCAAACAUUUUAUGAGCUUGGUAGGGGGUAUCACUCAAUCCUGAUUAGUAAGUGAGCACAGGUGGGUGACACCAAUAGAUUACAAGGAGCCAUUUUGAAGUGUUAAGAAAAAAAAGGAACCUGUACUAAAAUUAAUAAUCACUAGUUAUUAUUAUUCAUUCAUUCAUUCAUCUUCUAACUGCUUCAUCCUCUUGAGGGUCGCGGGGGGGCUGGAGCCUAUCCCAGCUACAUCGGGUGAGAGGCAGGGUACACCCUGGACAGGUCACCAGACUAUCGCAGGGCUGACACAUAGAAACAGACAACCAUUCACACUCACAUUCACACCUACGGACAAUUUAGAGUUAUCAGUUAACCUAGUCCCCAAUCUGCAUGUCUUUGGACUGUGGGAGGAAGCCGGAUUGCCCGGAGAGAACCCACGCUGACACGGGGAGAACAUGCAAACUCCGCACAGAAGGGCUCCCACACCUGGGAUUGAACCGGCAACCCUCUUGCUGUGAGGCGACACACCACCGUGCCGCCCGAAUUAUUAUUAUUAUUUUAAUUUUAAUUAUUAAUUUUUACUUUUAGUACAUUAUUGUACAGUAUUAUUAUUAUCAUUAUUUUUAGAAAUACUAGACCUUAUUUGAUGUGUUUUGUACAGCUACAAUUUAAGUAAUCUUUCCUUUGUUUUACAUGCAUAUUUUUGUAAUUUUUAAUUUUAGUAUAGGAUUUUUUUUUUUAAAUACUUGCUGUUGUCCAUAAUCCAUUGCUGUCACCCACCUGUAACACCCCCUACCAAGCUUAUAGUCCACAGGACUAAAAAGAUCUGAAGCCAACGCCCUGGUGCCAGACUCUAUAGGACACCCUCCAGAGGUCCUGUGUUCAUGCCUUGACAGGUCAGAGCCAAGUCCGGUCCAAGGAGGACCCACCAUGGAUUGGGGUACCUCUGGGGUACCAGCACAUCCCUCAAAUGUUCGAUCAGAUUGGGAUCUGGGGUAUUAGGAGGCAAAGUCGACACUUUGGGCUCUUUGUCCCGUUCCUGGGGUCAUUCCUGAGCAGUUUUCGUGGUGUGGCGUGGUGCAUUGUCCUGCUGGAGGCCACUACCAUCGACCAGUGCUGUUACCAUGAGGGGGUUUAUUUUGUCUGCAACGGUAGUCGGGUGUACUACUUGGAUGACAAAGAGUGUGCUCAGAAGUAUGGCGGAGUAUGGGGUACAUAUGAGCUCAGGAAGCCCAUGCUGGUUGUGAUGGACCCUGACAUGUUGAAAGCCAUUCUGGUGAAGGAGUGCUUCAGCUACUUUACCAACCGGAGGAACUUGCGCCUGAAUGGAGACCUCUAUGACUCAGUGUCUAUUGCUGAGAACGACAAGUGGAGACGGAUUCGUAACAUCCUCACUCCCUCCUUCACAUCUGGCCGUAUAAAAGAGAUGUUUAGCCUCAUGAAACAUCAUUCCCACAAACUGACAGCCAGCAUGCAGUCCAAGGCCCAAAACAAUGAAGUUAUUACUGUAAAAGACUUCUUCGGAGCCUACAGUUUGGAUGUGAUGGCGAGCUGUGUAUUCAAUGUGGACAUAGACUCAAUCAGCAACCCCUCAAAUCCCAUGAUCACCCAUGCCACGAAGCUGUUCAGAUUCUCCGUACCUCUUUUCAUGUUCCAAGGGUGUUUCCCCGUAUUUCUUCCCCUCUUGGAGCUGCUCGGUGUCUCCCUUUUCCCUAAGACUUCUACUGAUUUCUUUAAAAAGCUUCUGGAGAAGGUCAGAGCGGAACGCAACGGGAGCUCACACGAGAAUUCCAGAGAUAUACUUCAAAAUAUGAUAAACUCUCAGACUGCCAGUGAACCCAAGAAAGACAAGCAGCAUAACGGUCUUACUGAUCAUGAGAUCUUCUCCCAAGCCACAAUGUUUGUAUUCGCUGGUCAUGAGACAAGUGCCACCACUCUCGUUUUCUUGGCCUACAAUUUGGCGAGAAAUCCUGAAGUCAUGAAACGCCUGCAAGAGGAGAUAGACUUCACUUUCCCUAAUAAGGGUGCUGUCCAAUAUGAAGCUCUGAUGCAGAUGGAGUACCUAGACAGUGUCGUCAAUGAGUGUCUGAGGCUCUACCCUCCAGUUGGACGUUUGGAACGAGUAGCCAAAGAAACUGUAGAGAUCAACGGAAUAAAAAUCCCAAAGAACAUGACUGUUAUGGUUCCAGUGUACGCUCUGCAUCAUGACCCUGAGCUGUGGCCAGAGCCCGAGGAGUUCAAGCCUGACAGAUUCAGUAAGCAGAACAAGCAGAGCAUCAACCCAUACACUUACCUGCCAUUUGGGAUCGGGCCAAGGAACUGUUUGGGGAUGCGAUUUGCUCUGAUGAUGGUCAAACUGGCCUUGGUGGAAGUUUUGCAGAACUACAGCUUCUCUAUCUGUGAGGAGACAGAGAUCCCUUUGAGGAUGGACCCUAAAGGCCUUGUUGGACCCCUCAAUCCAAUCAAAUUAAAGCUGGAGACACAUUCAAUGACCUCAGGAAAGGAGGACAAGUCCAACUAGGAAAUACACUCCUUAAAACUGAGGUGUUCUCUAAUUCUAAUAGCUGAAAAUGCUUCUUGAAGUUUAGUAAUACAGGUUUUCAGUCUGUAUCAUAAUUUUUUAAUCUGACCUGAAACAAAGCAGAUACAGUGAAAUUCAAUCAUGUUGAUUUUUGAAAAAUGUAACUGUAAUUUGUGUGCAUAAUGUUCAUGAACUAUGCCAACUACAUGAACUACUACCAAUCCAGUAUCUGACAAAAUGCCUCCCUUUCUGUUCCUCACGAUAUGACAUUGAAUAACAGCCAGAAGUAUUUUUGCAGAAUAUGAUGAUGUCACAGUUCAUUUAACCUUUGACCUUUUGUAUAUAAAUCAUCAUUACUCCAACUUUUUAUCCUAUUAGACAUUUGUGUGAAGUUUUGUGAUAAUUAGUGUAUGAAUUCUUACAGUUUGGCAAAAAUUUGCUUUGUGAGGUCAUAGUGACCUUGACCACCCUCAAGCUGUUCACAGAAAUGAGACAGACAAGGUUUUCGUGACCUUUAACCACCAUAAUCUAAUCAGUUCACCGGACAGUUGUGCCAAAUUUGAGAAAAAUAAAAAAUAAUUAAUAAUUAAUCCUCAAGGCAUUCCUGAGAUAUCGCCUUCACAAAAUGGGAUGGACAGAGCGACAGAUGGAGAUGGAGGGAUAGAUGGCUAUCGUAUCAUAACAAAGGAAUACAGUUCUGAAUAUCAAAACACUAAUGAAUGCACUUUGGGUAGUGAUCCAAACAUGUAAGCUACCAAAAUUUGUGACAAUUACAUGAAACUAAAAAGUUUCACAAAACACUCAAAAUGGUGGAAAUGUCAAGAAGACACAAGGAUAGUGUAAUAUCCAAAUUGUUAAAAUAGUAGUUUCAUAGUUACAUGUAAGAUAAUCAAUAAACUGUGAUAAAAUAAACUUUGGGAACUGGUUAUACUGUACCUCUGGAGGCUAAUAAAGCACAUAAUAAAUGUUUCUA